AUGAGAAAUACAAAAAAGGUUUCUAUGUGGCCUGUUGCAUUAGUUGGAGGAUUGAAUUGGGAAGGUCCUGUAUGUAAAAAUGGAAAAGUUGUAAGUUUUUACACUGCUUGGGAACCUAACAGAAUGUUUCCAGUUGAUAUGGCAGCAUUUGCUAUAAAUCUUCAUGUAAUAUUGGAGAAUAACAAUGUUUACAUUAAUCCAGAAGUGAAAAGAGGUUAUUUAGAAACAGACUUUCUUGAAAGACUUGGAAUAACUAAAGAUGAAAUUGAAGCUAAAGCUGAGGAUUGUCAAAAGGUUUUAUAUUAA
Hydra vulgaris (swiftwater hydra) is the source of this 306-nucleotide messenger RNA. The record is from RefSeq and is a predicted model, not a curated record. Lineage: Eukaryota; Metazoa; Cnidaria; Hydrozoa; Anthoathecata; Hydridae.